This is a messenger RNA of Perkinsus marinus ATCC 50983, 496 nucleotides long. Its product is annotated as cationic amino acid transporter, putative. Gene Ontology annotation, cellular component: membrane. Gene Ontology annotation, biological process: amino acid transport; transmembrane transport. NCBI's taxonomy places the organism in Eukaryota, Perkinsozoa, Perkinsida, Perkinsidae. The record is from RefSeq and is a predicted model, not a curated record. Gene Ontology annotation, molecular function: amino acid transmembrane transporter activity. The annotation marks the transcript as partial. The transcript has 5 exons.
AAUAUCUGGCCUCUGCUACUGCGAGAUGAGCUCUCUUGUUCCGGUGGCUGGAUCGGCCUAUAGCUACGUCUACACCAUCCUUGGCGAAUUACCGGCAGCUAUUAUUGGUUUCGUUCUCUGUAUUGACAACUCCAUAUCGGCCGCUGCUAUCGCUAGGGCCUUCGCUGCGUAUGGCGAGCGAGAUUGUUUUAGGUAUGACUUCGAUCUCGGGUCGUCUGAGAAUCUUUGGUCGAUCUCCCUCCUCUCCUUCGUCCUCUGCAUCCUAUUGGGGUUGCUGCUUUACCGUGGGAUUAAACAAACUAGCACUUUCAACAACUGGAGUACGAUUCUCAAUAUGACUGUUAUUCUCAUUUUCAUCGUUGGAGGUUUUAUAUUUUUCCGGAGUGAUAUUUGGAACCCUACUACUCCUGAAGGAAUCGUCCGCGGCUCUGGACGGGUCUUUUUCGCGUAUCUCGGAUUUGAUGUUAUCAACUGCCUCGCGGAGGAAACCACUGAG